AUGUCUAGCGGAAAGACCUUCAAGCUCAACAACGGCGUCACCAUCCCCGCCGUCGGCUUCGGUACCUUCGCCAGCGAGGGCUCCUCUGGCGAGACCUACCGCGCCGUCAAGAAGGCCCUCGAGACCGGAUACAGGCACCUGGACUGCGCCUGGUUCUACCAGAACGAGGACGAGGUGGGCGAUGGCCUCCGCGACUUCCUGAAGGAGAACCCCUCCGUCAAGCGUGAGGACAUCUUCAUCUGCACCAAGGUCUGGAACCACCUUCACCGUCCCGAGGAUGUUCGCUGGUCGAUCGAGGACUCCCUGAAGAAGCUCAAGACCGACUACGUCGACCUCUUCCUCGUCCACUGGCCCAUUGCCGCCGAGAAGGACGGCCAGGAGAAGCCCAAGAUCGGUCCUGACGGAAAGUACGUGAUCUUGAAGGACCUGACCGAGGACCCCAAGCCCACUUGGGAGGCCAUGGAGAAGCUGUACGAGGACAAGCUGGCCCGCGCCAUCGGUGUCUCCAACUGGACCAUCGAGGGUCUUGAGAAGCUGCUCAAGUACGCCAAGGUCGUGCCCCAGGUCAACCAGAUCGAGAUCCACCCCUUCCUCCCCAACGAGGACCUCAUCCAGUUCUGCUGGAAGCACAACAUCCUCCCCGAGGCCUACUCCCCUCUGGGCUCGCAGAACCAGGUCCCCACCACCGGCGAGCGCGUUAGCGAGAACAAGACACUCAACGACAUCGCCAACAAGGGCGGCAACACCCUCGCCCAGGUCCUGAUCGCUUGGGGUCUGAAGCGCGGCUACGUUGUCCUCCCCAAGAGCUCCAACCCCGCGCGCAUUGAGUCCAACUUCAAGAGCAUCGAGCUCUCCGAGGAGGACUACCAGGCCGUCAACGCCGUCGCCAAGGGCCGUCACUUCCGCUUCGUCAACAUGAAGGACACCUUUGGCUACGAUGUCUGGCCCGAGGAGACCGCCAAGAACCUCUCUGCUUAA
This is a messenger RNA of Aspergillus mulundensis, 978 nucleotides long. It is a transcript of the gene gldB, whose product is annotated as putative glycerol dehydrogenase (GldB). The coding region runs from base 1 to 978 and encodes 325 amino acids. The transcript is spliced from 2 exons. Gene Ontology annotation, molecular function: aldose reductase (NADPH) activity. Lineage: Eukaryota; Fungi; Ascomycota; Eurotiomycetes; Eurotiales; Aspergillaceae. Gene Ontology annotation, cellular component: cytosol. The record is from RefSeq and is a predicted model, not a curated record.